CUUGACUGCCUGCUAUGCCUCAAGCUGUGAGCACACAUCAGCGGUGCCAAUUGUCGACUUUCAACCGGGAAAACCUAAACUCGCUGCGGAGCAAUCUUCCAGGCCGUCAUUCCGGUAGACUUGGCCCAAAACCAGAUAAUAUAGUACUGACACGCUAGCAAGUCGUUUAUUACGGGCGACAUGGUUUCGACAACCACGGAUGUGAAGUCGCUGGAUCCUGUGAAUGGUCAGGCUGGUCAGGGUGAUGACACACAGGAUACAGAGGCUCAGAAUGUUGUCACGACUACACGCCCAUACACAGUGUUUACCAAGGGACAGAAACGAUUCAUCAGCCUAGUCGCCUCUUUCGCAGCCAUGUUCUCGACGCUGAUGAGCUACAUCUACUACCCAGCUCUGGUGCCGAUGUCACGGUCCCUCGGUGUGUCGGUGUCCUUGAUCAACCUGACGGUCACGUCGUACCUGAUUGUUGCCGCGAUCGCCCCGGCGUUCAUGGGAGACAUGGCCGACCAGGCGGGGCGACGCCCCAUCUACAUCCUGAUGUUCACGCUGCUCAUCGGCGCCAACAUCGGCAUGGCGCUCCAGGACUCGUACGCUGCGCUUUUCGUGCUGCGGAUGCUCCAGAGCGCCGGCUCGUCGGGGCUGACCUCGGUCGCAUAUGGAGUCAUUGCGGACAUUACCGUGGCUGGAGAGCGGGGUGGGUUCGUUGGGACCAUGCUCGUUGCAACGGACUUUGCAGUCAGCCUGGGGCCGGUGAUAGGCGGGGUCAUCGCGCAAGAAGCCGGGUGGAGGUGGAUUUUCUGGUUCCUUGUCAUCCUGACUGGGUCACAUUUUCUGAUUGUGAUUCUGUUCCUCCCAGAGACACAGCGCAACAUCGUCGGUGACGGGAGCGGAAAGGCCAGGGGUGUGUACUGGAGCUUCUUCAGCGCCUUGCAGAAGCAUGAGAAGGAAGGGCCUUCGACACAUAUAAUGAAGCCCAUGCGGCAUUAUCCCAACCCCUUUGCUUGUCUGCCGAUCUUGGCCAAUAAGCAGUCCCUGGUCGUUAUCCUGCUCUAUUCCCUCACCUACGCGGUCAAGAUGACCUUGCAGGCUUCCCUCGGAGCACAGUGUGUCGAAAUCUAUCAGCUGGACUAUCUCAAUGCUGGGCUGAUUUACCUACCGUCGGGAGUUUCGGGUGGCGUUGGAGCCUUUUGUACUGGGAGGUUUCUGAACUACUAUUACCGCCGGACCGUCAACAAGCUUUCGGACGGAAAUGAGAGAUCAUUCAAUGGGCACGAGGUCGACUUUCCAAUCGAGAAGACGCGUCUGAAGGGAGCCUAUAUCCUUAUCAUUGUCAGUGGCUUGGGCACUUUGGGUUACGGGCUUGCUUUGAUGACCAGGACGCAUAUUUCUGUCAUGAUCAUCAUGCAGUUCCUGACGGGAGUCACAACUGCGAGCCUGUUCGCUAUGACUGGCACGUUACUCACGGAUCUGAACAUGCAACGGUCCGCGACGGCGUCAGCAGCGAUGAGCAUCGUCAGGUGUCUGGGAGCUGGCGCUGCCGUUGCCGCCGUGCAACCGCUGGCAGACUCGAUUGGCCUGGGCUGGUGUUUUGCCAUCUACGCGAUACUGAUGCUCAUCGAGCUGCCAUUGGCAUGGCUUAUACAGAAGAAAGGCAUGAAAUGGAGGAGUGAGCAGGCGGCGCGAGAGUCCUAGAAAGUGGUUGUGCAGGCAUCGCUUAGGUAGACCGACGCGCGCGGGAAUUCAUGCUUGGCUGGGAAGGGGCAAAGAAAUAGACAGGAUGUAAAGAAUAGAAUUUGCGAGAGAGAAGUUGCAUUUUCAAACCUGGUGGGCAAGCAAUGGCACCACCGUCACAAAGCUGAUUAAUGACCGUAUCAUCGUGCCCAGGUGCUCUCCCCAAUCGAGGAACGCAGAAGGAUUUGCGACUCGAUACGUGGAUGAAAUCAUACCGUCCACAAGAAUAUUGGUGGAUAAUAUCAGGGCUUUCUUCAAAAUCUAUUUCAUCGCGUAUAAUGUGUAUAAUGUUGAGCACUA
This is a messenger RNA of Diaporthe batatas, 2031 nucleotides long. RefSeq lists its product as uncharacterized. Gene Ontology annotation, molecular function: transmembrane transporter activity. The record is from RefSeq and is a predicted model, not a curated record. Gene Ontology annotation, biological process: transmembrane transport. The transcript has 5 exons. Bases 181 to 1692 code for a protein of 503 amino acids. NCBI's taxonomy places the organism in Eukaryota, Fungi, Ascomycota, Sordariomycetes, Diaporthales, Diaporthaceae.